Rodentolepis nana is the source of this 579-nucleotide messenger RNA. Lineage: Eukaryota; Metazoa; Platyhelminthes; Cestoda; Cyclophyllidea; Hymenolepididae. The record is from the annotation of a GenBank genome assembly.
GUCGCACCCAACUGCUCGACGUCAGACUCUCUCCCCAUGAACUCAUUAGCAGACACUGAUGUAGUGUAUUGCACCCAACUACUUGACUUCUUCGGGAAAUCAAACACCCCUCCAGAGCAAAUGCGCUCACUGGCUGAGACAAUCAAUGUCAAACAUACAGAUCAAUGGAUCCAAGUCUUCACUGAUGGGUCAUACAUGGAAAGGCUCACUGUCUUCACUGAUGGGUCAUACAUAGAAAACCAAACAAACGUUGGUGUUGCUGUCUAUACCGCGGGAUCUGCUAUUGAAGGAGAUAUAGAGGCCGUUAGGAUAGCACUAUGCCAAUUAUGUUGCCUGGAUACGAAAUUCACCAAAGCGGUGAUACUUUCGGACUCAGUCAAUAAAGGAAUGUGGAAAACUCUAUUAGCUGCUGAGAUAGGAAAACUAAACAGUGGAAAACGCUAUGAGCUGCUGGGAGAGAAAAACAAAACAGUGGUUCAACAAUGGAUUCCUGGUCACUGUGGCAUUAAAGGCAAUGAGCUUGCUGACACACUUACUAAACCCGCGAAGAUAUUAAAACGCAAUCAGAUUACUAAAUGA